ACCAUGCUGGCCAUUGUUUGGAAUACCAUCAAAUCACAGAAAAACAGCACAUGGCUUUCUCCUAUAGAAUGUCUGAACAAAGCAUGAGUCCUGAGCACAUUUUGCUGAGUACAUUCGAGGAUUUAAUCUCUCCCAACCAGUCCGGAUUCCAGACAGAACCAGUAGCAGCAGGGAUGCGACAGACUGCCGAGGAUCAGGGAAGCAAACUGCGCUGGGCAGCACUUCUGAUUCUCACAGUGAUCGUACCCACAAUUGGCGGAAACAUCCUGGUCAUUCUGGCUGUCUCACUGGAGAAAAAGCUGCAGUAUGCCACCAAUUACUUCCUAAUGUCCCUGGCGGUGGCCGACCUGCUGGUUGGACUGUUCGUGAUGCCCAUUGCUCUCUUGACAAUCAUGUUUGAGCCCAUGUGGCCCCUCCCACUCGGCCUCUGCCCGGCAUGGCUAUUUCUGGACGUUCUCUUCUCCACUGCGUCAAUCAUGCAUCUCUGUGCCAUCUCUGUGGACCGCUACGUAGCCAUUAAAAAGCCAAUCCAGGCCAAUCAAUGUAACUCCCGGGCUACAGCAUUCAUCAAGAUCACAGUGGUGUGGCUGAUCUCAAUAGGUAUUGCCAUUCCAAUCCCUAUUAAAGGUAUAGAGGUCAAUGUGGGGAACCUCAACAACAUCACCUGUGCACUGACAAAGGACCGUUUCAGCAACUUCAUGCUCUUCGGCUCACUGGCUGCCUUCUUCAUGCCUCUGGCAGUUAUGAUCGUCACCUACUUUCUCACCAUCCGUGCUUUACAGAAGAAAGCUUACUUGGUCAAAACCAAGCCACCUCAACGUCUAACAUGGUUGACGGUGUCCACAGUUUUCCAGAGGGAAGAAACACCUUGCUCGUCACCUGAAAAGGUGGCAAUGUUGGAUGGUUCUCGCAAGGACAAAACAUUGUCCCACUCAAGCAAUGACAUCCUUAUACGAAGGAUGUCUACAGGUGGAAAAAAAUCGGUGCAAACCAUUUCCAAUGAACAGAGGGCCUCAAAGGUUCUGGGGAUUGUUUUUUUCCUCUUUUUGCUCAUGUGGAGUCCCUUUUUUAUCACAAAUAUCACAUUAGUUUUGUGUGACUCUUGCAGUCAGGCUACUCUCAAUAAGCUGUUGGAGAUAUUUGUGUGGAUAGGCUAUGUCUCCUCAGGGGUGAAUCCUUUGGUCUACACCCUCUUCAACAAGACAUUUCGAGAUGCGUUUGGACGAUACAUCACUUGCAAUUACCAGGCCACAACAUCAACUCAAACUCUUAGAAAAUGCUCCAGCAAGAUCUACUUCCAGAAUCCAGUGACAGAAAACUCCAAGUUUUUCAUGAAACAUGGAAUGCGAAAUGGGAUUAAUCCUGUUUACCAGAGCCCUAUGCGACUCCGAAGUUCAGCUAGUCAGUCUUCAUCAGCCAUUCUACUAGAUACACUACUUCUCACCGAAAACGAAGGUGACAAAACUGAAGAGCAAGUCAGCUAUGUGUAG
Echinops telfairi (small Madagascar hedgehog) is the source of this 1490-nucleotide messenger RNA. It is a transcript of the gene HTR2B, whose product is annotated as 5-hydroxytryptamine receptor 2B. The record is from RefSeq and is a predicted model, not a curated record. Bases 51 to 1490 code for a protein of 479 amino acids. The transcript is spliced from 3 exons. Gene Ontology annotation, biological process: smooth muscle contraction; vasoconstriction; G protein-coupled receptor signaling pathway, coupled to cyclic nucleotide second messenger. NCBI's taxonomy places the organism in Eukaryota, Metazoa, Chordata, Mammalia, Afrosoricida, Tenrecidae. Gene Ontology annotation, molecular function: G protein-coupled serotonin receptor activity; neurotransmitter receptor activity. Gene Ontology annotation, cellular component: plasma membrane; dendrite.